AUGAGCAAGGCUCUGCUUGCAUUCGUCUGGAUCGCUGGCCCCUUGACAGGUACCCUGGUGCAGCCGUAUAUUGGCAUCUGCAGUGACAACUGUCGCAUAUCCUGGGGCAAGAGGAAACCGUUCAUGGUGGUGGGCGGUGUGGCGACAGUUGUUUCACUUCUGGCCCUCGCUUGGGUCAAAGAGAUGACUGGAGGCAUUCUUGGGCUAUUUGGCGUUGAUCCAGCCUCCAGUGCAACACAGACGGUGGUUAUUGUGCUCGCCACCAUCUUGAUGUACUGCCUCGAUUUUUCUGUAAAUACUGUGCAGGCAGGCAUCCGGUGUUUUAUCGUGGACAAUGCACCUUCACACCAGCAAGAGUCGGCAAAUGCAUGGGCCAGCCGGCUCACCGGCGUUGGUAACAUUCUUGGGUACAUUUUUGGAUACAUGGACCUGCCGAAAUACUUUCCAUUUCUUGGAAACACGCAGUUUAAAGUGCUGUGCGCAUUGGCGUCCUUUGCGCUUGCAGUCACAUUGUUGGUUAGCUGCCUGUACAUCAAGGAACGCGACCCUCGCCUCGAGGGACUUCCCCCGUCGGGAAAUCCUGGUGUGAUCACCUUUUUCCGACAAGUUUUCAAGUCGAUCAGGCAUCUACCGCCAGAGAUUGCAAAGGUUUGUGAGGUCCAGCUUGCUGCGUGGGUGGGUUGGUUCCCAUUUCUCUUCUAUUCCACAACAUACAUUGGGCAGCUCUUUGUCAAUCCCAUCUUUGCAGGACACCCAGGUCUCUCGGACGAUGACAUCAACAAAGCGUGGGAGGAGGCUACCAGGAUUGGGACCUUUGCGCUGCUCGUCUACGCAAUUGUCUCGUUCGUGACCAACUUGACGCUACCAAUACUGGUUGUUCCUACCUACAAGUCUGUUGUUCCUCCCGACCCCACGCCCACUGAGAGCCAGUCGGAGGAAGAGCCCUUCCUCAAUCGGAGGAUCUCUACAUCCUCGGCAGGCACGGCGAUGGAGCCGCCCGCGGACUUCUCGGGGAUUCGGGAGAGCAAGUUUGGGGAGGGUCAGGAGUGGUUGUCGAAGUUGCAGAUUCCCGGGUUCACCCUACGCCGUGCGUGGCUCUUGUCGCACGUACUGUUUGCUGUCUGCAUGUUCAGCACCUUCUUCAUCUACUCUUAUCAAGCCGCUACGGUGGUGAUCGGGAUCGUUGGGAUCUCCUGGGCGUUGACGCUUUGGGCACCCUUUGCCCUGAUCUCUGCGGAGGUCUCACGCAUUGACACCGAGCGUCGGAUCCGACGACAUCAGACUGAGGGCGCAGGAUCUGAUGCUCAGCCCCCCAACGGUACGGCCGGUCCCCUGCCCGACGGUCAUGAUUUGGAAAAUGGCUCUGCCACGCCCGCUGCAAAGGCGGGAGAAGUCGAGGAGGAGGAGAAUCUGGCCCAGGCGGGGAUCAUCCUGGGGCUUCACAAUGUAGCUAUCUCCGCGCCCCAGAUCAUUUCCAGUCUGCUCUCCAGUGCGAUCUUCAAGGCGUUCCAAAAGCCUCGGGGAGAGCCGUGGGAUGAUAGCUAUCGAUGUACAGCUGAUGCUCCGGAGGCCGGCGACAAGGAGUUCUUCAGCUCCUGGGCGCUCUUCAUCCUGAUUAUGCUGCUGAUGUUCGCACUAUUUACGAGUUACAUUCUUCAACAGAAGAAGAUCCAGGCGGUCCAUGAAACGGUUCUGUCUAUCUUUGCGGGCAUGUUUGUCGGGUUGAUCAUCCGGUUGAGUCCCGAAUCUCCCAUCCAAGAUAGCGUUACCUUCGAUUAUCAGUUUUUCUUCAACCUUCUCCUGCCUCCGAUUAUUCUGGCGUCGGGCUACGAAUUACACCAGGCGAACUUUUUCCGGAAUAUCGGUACUAUCCUCACAUUCGCAUUUGCGGGAACGUUCAUCUCUGCUAUUGUGCUGGGACUGGUUUUGUUUGUCUGGACGAGGAUUCCGUUGGAUGGCUUGAAUAUUACCUUCGUCGAGGCGAUCGCGGUGGGCGCCACGCUUUCAGCGACGGAUCCAGUGACGAUCUUGGCUAUCUUCAACCUCUACAAAGUCGAGCCGAAGCUCUAUACGGUCAUUUUUGGCGAGUCGAUCUUGAACGAUGCGAUCGCCAUUGUGUUAUUCGAGACCGCGCAGAAGUACGCCGACAGUGAUGCGGGCUCCUUGACCUUCUUGAAUCUGUUUGAGGCUAUUGGGGUGUUCUUGCUUGUUUUCUUUGGUAGUAUGAUGGUGGGCAUCAUCGUCGGCAUCAUGACUGCUCUGGGACUCAAGUACACGCAUGUGCGCCGCCAGCCCAAGAUUGAGAGUUGCUUGAUUGUCCUCAUCGCCUAUGCCAGCUACUUUUUCUCGAAUGGUGUCUACCUCUCUGGCAUUGUCUCUCUCCUAUUCUGUGGAAUCACUCUCAAGCACUAUGCAUACUACAACAUGUCGCGUCGGACGCAACUUACCACGAAGUAUCUCUUCCAGGUAAUGGCGCAGCUGUCGGAGAACUUCAUUUUCAUUUAUCUUGGUCUUGACUUGCUUGUUCAAAGACAUCUACAGUUCAAGCCCCUGUUCAUCCUCGUUGCGGUUUUCGGUAUCUGUGUUGCACGAUACCUCGCGGUGUUCCCGUUGUCCAAGGCGAUCAACUGGUUCAUCCGAUACCGAGCACGCCGCCGUGGCAUGGAUGUUGCCGACGAGCUACCCUUUGCCUACCAGGCCAUGCUCUUCUGGGCGGGUCUGCGUGGAGCUGUCGGUGUGGCGUUGGCCGCCGGCCUCAAAGGAGUUAAUGCUCCAGCCCUGCGAGCCACCGUUCUCGUUGUAGUGGUGUUGACAGUCAUCAUCUUUGGCGGUACGACGGCCCGUAUGCUGGAGAUUCUGGGGAUCCGGACCGGCGUUGUCGAGGAGAUCGAGUCGGAUGAUGAAUUUGACAUCGAGGUCACCAACGGCGGAACUUACUACAAACGCUCUGAUACAGGCCUGGGAUACACGCCUCGCCGGUUGGACUCGACCAUUCCGCUGGACGGUGUGCCGCGGGGCGAUCUUGACCGGAACAACAGCUAUUCGAGCGGCAACAACCGUCGUCCUAGUCCUCCACCCUCCGGCUCGGGCCGAACUCGCGGGCAUGCUCGACUCUAUUCCAACGCCUACAGUCAACGAGAUACGGCGCGUGAUCGUUCUUCGGCGGCCACGCUGCUGGGAGGUGGCGCCCGAAGCCAUAGCGACAGUGAGGCGGCUAGUGAGGAUGAGUUUGGCCUGAGGACGACUGGGAAGGGUCGUGCGGCCGAUGCUGAUCAACUGGACUCCUUCGACCUCGAUGUGGAUGAUGUCCCGUCCGACGAUGAUCUCCCUCCGUCCGCCCCGGCUCCGGCGACCUCGCGACUCCGACGAUCACCGUCCCAACCGCAACAGUAUCUGGGGCCGUCGCAGGAGACCCCUCCCGCCAGCACCUCUCCCAACCGACGGGAUACGGUCGGGAUGAGUGCCCGCGAUGCCAUCCGAGACCUCUUCUCGGGGGGACCUUCCGGGGACCACGCGGCGUGGUUCCGACAGUUGGACGAGGACUAUAUCAAGCCUCGACUGCUGCUGGACCAGUCGAACCACAAGGGGCCUGGGGCUGUUUAG
Molecule: messenger RNA, 3603 nt
Organism: Aspergillus ibericus CBS 121593
Lineage: Eukaryota; Fungi; Ascomycota; Eurotiomycetes; Eurotiales; Aspergillaceae
Product: bifunctional K:H/Na:H antiporter NHX1
Exons: 5
Coding region: 1-3603 (1200 amino acids)
Biological process (GO): sodium ion transport; proton transmembrane transport; vacuolar acidification
Cellular component (GO): late endosome; fungal-type vacuole membrane; early endosome
Molecular function (GO): sodium:proton antiporter activity
Source: RefSeq, a predicted model, not a curated record